Molecule: messenger RNA, 1155 nt
Organism: Capronia epimyces CBS 606.96
Lineage: Eukaryota; Fungi; Ascomycota; Eurotiomycetes; Chaetothyriales; Herpotrichiellaceae
Exons: 2
Coding region: 1-1155 (384 amino acids)
Molecular function (GO): oxidoreductase activity
Source: RefSeq, a predicted model, not a curated record
AUGGCGUCGUCAUCCUCACAGAACAAGCCCAGCGUGGGCAUUCUGUCCAUUGGCGAUAUGGGCAUGGGCGUUGGCCGGCUGCUCCGCCAUCACGACUACACCGUCCAGCACACACUCGACCGGAUCAAGUCGUCGCGGAUCACGACUCUAGCCUCGGACGAAGAACUGGUCGCCGAGGUCGACAUCCUCCUCAGCAUCGUGCCUCCACGGGACGCAGUGGCGACGGCGCGCCGGGCCCUCGAGGCGUGUCAGUCGGCGGCGGCCAUCCAACGCCGAGCGGAAGGCAAAGGCAGUGCAGCGCCGCGGCUGACCUACGUCGACUUGAAUGCCAUCAGCCCCCGGACGGCGCGAACCAUUGGCGCGCUCUUCAGCACUCCCAAAUCGCCCUCUUCGCCGGCCCAGCUCUCGAUCACGCGCUCGUUUUCGUUCCACCGAAGAGAGUCGGAGCUCGACCCGCAAGCCAUCUCGAUCGACUUCCUGGACGGAGGCAUUAUCGGGUCGCCGCCGGCUCUGCGGGAGGACAAGUCGUGGAAACGGCCGUCGAUCGUCAUCUCCGGCCCGAAGCACGACGAGCUUCUCGACGCAUCUCUGAGGGACGUGUUGAACGUCAGGAUUGUCGGCGAGGCCAUUGGCCCAGCGUCGGCCUUGAAGUCCUGCUUUGCCGCCCUCUCCAAGGGCACCAUCGCCCUGUCCAUCCUCUCCUUCACCACCGCCCAUACCUGCGGCGUGCUCCCAGCGCUCAAGGAGCACCUGGAAGAAUUCAACCCGGCCUUGCUGGCCUUUGCACGCGGUGGGCUGGCUUCCAUGCCGCCCAAAGCAUACCGCUGGGUCGACGAGAUGCGCCAGAUCAACGAAACCUUCAGUGUCGAAGGCGGCUUUAGCCCAGACAUCCUCGGCGACGGCCAUGGCGACGGCCAUCACCACCACCAUGCCGACGGGCCCGAUAUUACCGGCCAGGUCUUUGAGGGCAUUGCGGACGUGUAUAAGCUCAUUGCCGACGACACCGUGUUAGGAGAGGAGAAGACGGAGAAGCGCAAACGAGGAACCAAUCUGGACGACGUCGUCGAGUGUGUUCGUGAUGGCAUUGCCCGCAAGAAGAACAAGGCCGAAGGCGAGGGCGAGCUAGAUGCCACUUGGAGAGGUAAUUGGUCUUGA